Myotis davidii is the source of this 1598-nucleotide messenger RNA. It is a transcript of the gene WDR73, whose product is annotated as WD repeat domain 73. The coding region runs from base 1 to 1143 and encodes 380 amino acids. Gene Ontology annotation, cellular component: spindle pole; cytosol. Gene Ontology annotation, molecular function: protein binding. NCBI's taxonomy places the organism in Eukaryota, Metazoa, Chordata, Mammalia, Chiroptera, Vespertilionidae. The transcript is spliced from 8 exons. The record is from RefSeq and is a predicted model, not a curated record. Gene Ontology annotation, biological process: cytoplasmic microtubule organization.
AUGAAGCGGAAGUGGGGUGGCGGAACUGCCAAGUGCCAGGCACCGUGUGACAUUGUGUCCCUCUCCUGCAGGUACCAGGAUUUCCACGCAUUCGACCUCCCAGGAGCCACUCGAGUCCUUGAAUGGAUUGGUGACAAAGGAGUUUUUGUUGCUGGCUAUGAAAAGUUGAAAAAAAAUGAAAUUCUUCACCUGACAUUACCCCCCCGACUUUCUGUAAAUGAAAACCAGGGCUUAUUCCCAGAAAGAGAUUUCAAGGUCUGCCACGGAGGAUUUUCAGACAGGUCUAUCUUCGAUCUGAAGCACGUGCCAGACACCAGGUUGCUGGUGACCAGUGGCCUUCCAGGUUGUUACCUGCAGGUGUGGCAGAUCGCAGAGGACAGUGAUGUCAUUGAAGCUGUCCGCACCAUUGCUGUGCAUGAGAAAGAGGGGAGUCUCUGGCCGAGGAUCGCCAUCUUCUCGUCAGUAGCACCUGGAGUCCUCCACGGGGCGCGGCUCAGCGGCCUGGAGGUUGUAGAUCUGGAAUCCCAGAAGGUCACGUACACCUCAGGUGUCAGCGACCGUGAGGAGCUGAGUAGCCUGCAGGUCCUGGAUGCAGACACCUUUGCCUUCUGCUGCACCUCGGGCCGGCUGGGGCUCGUUGACACCCGCCAGAAGUGGGCGCCGGCAGAGAAUGCCAGCCCCAGCCCCGGGGCUGGUGGAGGGAGGUGGUGUGCAGAAGUCAGGGGCCAGGGCCCUGGGCCCAGCAUUGCCAGCCUGUGCUCAGAUGGGCUGCUCUGUCUUCGUGACCCUCGGGACCUCCGCCGUCCUGUGCGCUCAGUGCGGUGCCCAGUGUCCACACCCAGCCCUGACCCAGAGCUGCUGCGAGUGACCUGGGCUCCAGGCCUGGACAGCUGCUUGGCCAUCUCAGGUUUUGAUGGGACAGUCCAGGUCUAUGAUGUCACGUCUCGGGAUGGAAUGGAGGGCCACGUAGAACCUCUCUUCACUCACAGAGGUCACGUCUUCCUAGAUGACCAUGGGACAGGCGCUGCUCCGCUGGUCACCACCCACACCUGGCACCCCCACAAGUCAAGGACUUUGUUGUCGGCAGCAAGUGACACCUCUGUGCACGUGUGGGACUGGGUGGACCUCCGUGCCUCCCGCUGACACCAGCGUCUUCCUGCCAGGCCCCUGGAAGAGGAGCUGCUGUACGCACAACAAGGGCACUGAUUUAGGACUCAAGUGACCACAGUCCCUGUUACCAGCGGAGUGGCCUUGGGCCAGUGAUGCAGCCUUUCUUAGCCUCAGUGUCUUUUUUGGUAAAAUGAGAAGAGUAGUAACUACCUCGCAGGGUUGUUGGGGAAGUUAGAAGAAAUAUAUGGGGAAAUACCAGGUAGGAUGCAGGAUAGAGAUUUGGUGGCUACUCUUAGAUCAGAGCAGUUGUGGGCGACAGGAUCCUGCUGCUUCCAGCAGGUGUCAAUCCCACGGGUUUUGGCACGAGAGACGCCUUCCUGACCUAAUGGACGGUGGGAGGCCUUCUCAAGAGCAGUGCUGCCGAAACCGGUUUGGCUCAGUGGAUAGAGCGUCGGCCUGUGGACUGAAAGGUCCCAGGUUCGAUUCCG